Molecule: messenger RNA, 1496 nt
Organism: Doryrhamphus excisus (bluestripe pipefish)
Lineage: Eukaryota; Metazoa; Chordata; Actinopteri; Syngnathiformes; Syngnathidae
Gene: nmur1a
Product: neuromedin U receptor 1a
Biological process (GO): neuropeptide signaling pathway
Cellular component (GO): plasma membrane
Molecular function (GO): neuromedin U receptor activity
Source: RefSeq, a predicted model, not a curated record
CAUGGCGCCUUACAACUGCUCGUCUGAUCUAACCAGCUUGACUCUGGACGCCAACGGAAGCCACGUCCAGGCGGAGGACACGUGCGUGACAACGGACACCUUCCUGGAUAAGUACCUGGGGCCCCGUCGCUCCCCGGUGCUCCUUCCGGUCUUCAUCAUUUACCUGGUCAUCUUCUUGGUGGGCGUGUUGGGCAACGUGCUGACGUGCACCGUCAUCGCACGCAACAAGGUGAUGUGGACGCCAACAAACUACUACCUCUUCAGCCUGGCCGUGUCGGACCUGCUGGUGCUGCUGCUCGGAAUGCCGCUGGAGCUGUACGAGCUGUGGGAGAACUACCCUUUCCUCCUGGGGAGGGGCGGAUGCUACUUCAAGACCUUCCUCUUCGAGACGGUCUGCUUCGCGUCCAUCCUCAACGUGACGGCGCUGAGCGUGGAACGCUACAUCGCCGUGGUGCACCCGCUCCGUGCCAAGUACAUGGUGACGCGCACCCACGCCAAGAGGGUCAUCCUCACCGUGUGGGGCGUGUCCGUGGUGUGUUCUCUGCCCAACACCAGUCUGCACGGGAUUUCCUACCUGAGCUGCGACUCCUGCAGCUCCGGCGGACCUCCGAGCAUGGAGAUCCCCGACUCGGCCAUAUGCACGCUGGUGAAGCCGCAGUGGAUCUACAACCUCAUCAUCCAAGUCACCACCCUGCUGUUUUUCAUCCUCCCCAUGCUCACCAUCAGCGUUCUCUACACGCUCAUUGGGCUGCAGCUGAAACGGGAGAGGAUGCACCGGGCGAUGGAGGGCAAGGCGGGCGCCGCCCGGGACGGCUUCUGUGGCAACCGCAGCCAACAACAAAAAGCCCGACGACGGCAGGUCACCAAAAUGCUGUUUGUUCUAGUGGUGGUUUUUGGGAUCUGCUGGGCCCCCUUUCACACCGACCGCCUGGUAUGGAGUUUCAUCAGCGAUUGGACCGACAACCACCUGCAGAUCUUCCAGUACGUACACGUCUUAUCUGGAGUCUUUUUCUACCUCAGCUCCGCCGUCAACCCCAUCCUGUACAACCUCAUGUCCACGCGCUUCCGAGAAAUGUUCAAGGAGGUCAUGUGCCAUCGGCCGCACCACGCCCUCCCUCGGAAAUACUCUCUCAGCGUCACUCGUGUGACGCUUCGCAGCACCAUCAAUGAUGCGCCGCAAAACGUCGCGGAAGGGGAUGCAGAAGGUGGAGAGCGGUGGGUGAGAGAGACCACGGUCGCAUGUUCAGCCCGUUACGAUGAUGCAGAGCGCUGCAUGAAGCUCCAUUAGUGUCCUAUUUUCAACCACCGCAUCCAUUUCCUGCUGUCCACAACCGGACUGAAUCUGUCUUCAAGUACUGCAUGAACAAGCGGGGGCCAAUCCGUGGACACUCAGGGAUGUCCAAGCAACGUACUGAGGGUAGAAUUCUAUUGACUCCGCACAAUACCAUUCUUCUCACUACUGUCAUGAAUAAAUGUACAAAAAGAUGAAGACACAA